AUGCCGCUGCUUGAAGUGCGUCGUGCGAUUUACACGUACAAGGCAUCGGACAGCGACGAAUUAUCGUUGAACGAAGGAGAUGUGCUAUACAUUCUCAACUCCGACGACCCCGACUGGCUGCAGGCCAAGCGGAAACCAAGCGAUUCCGACAAUGGGCCGGAGCAGAAAGGAGUGGUACCAGCCAACCACACCGAAUUGAUUGAGCCCGUGGCCCAGGCGAGGGCCCUUUACGACUACGAGGCAGCGCAGGACGAGGAGACGACGCUCGAGGAGGAUGAGCUUGUGCAGAUUAUUGAGCAGGACGACCCCGACUGGUACAUGGCGCGGACGAAGGGUGGGUAUGGUUUUAUUCCUAAGGCAUAUGUGGAGCUUGUGGCUGAAUCUGAUGAUAUGCGCGGCCAUUCGCCUGACCCAGAGCCAGCUGCCCUGGCGAUUGCUGCUCCCAUUGCCACAAGGCAACCCCUCCCUCUGCCGCCGCCACCCCCGCCAAUGCCACAGCAGCAGCAGCAGCCAGCAGCGACACCAUUCCAGGCGCCCACACCAAUCCCUCCGCCUCCUCCAUUUCAGACACAAGCACCCAGAAAUAGCAACACCAACACCAACAGCAGCACGGUCUCGCACUUUAGCGUGACAGAGGGCAAGAAGAAGAAGGGCACAAAAGUGAUGCUUAGCGUUAGCAAUCCGACACUGACAAUAUCCAGCUCGAACGAUAUGGUCCCCCCCAAGCGCCACGCAACAAUGCACAUCUCGAAAUGUGCUGCCAAGAAGGCCGUUUUGGGAGUGGAAAUCGGCGGAUAUGAGCCCGCUGCCUAUGACUUCACCUGCGCGUCCGCAACUGAGGCCGAGCGCAUCGCUGACGCCAUCAACGCUGCCCGCCGGGGGAUAUUUGUUGGAGACUCUGUGGCGUCCCCGUCCGACGAGGCUCCACCUCUGCCUCCCAAGGACACCACCGUGGCCCCAAAGGCUCAGCAGCAGUCUAUGCCCUCCCUGUCGCAUGCUGAGGACGCGCAGGAGCAUGCGCUGGUGCUGUAUGAGUUUGCCAGCGACGAUCCUGAGGAGCUGACUGUGGACGAGGGCGCGCGUGUCCUGGUGCUGGACAGGUCGGACCCCGAGUGGUGGCAGGUACAAGUGGCUCCGCCGCAUGGCCGUGCGGGUCUUGUCCCUGCCGCAUACCUCGAGCUGCAGUCGGCCGAAACGGAAUCUAGGGCGUCCUCUUUCCGCGAGCGGAACGACGCGCCGCAGUUGCCGACACUCCCCGAGCGCACCGACACCGUUCGUCUCGCCGCCUCGCAGGCACAUAUGGCGGCGCCCAGGACGCCCGAGCCGUUGAGCAUUGUCAUCGACUGCAACGCGCAGUCCACGGUCAGCCGCACGAAGACGGCAGAUUCGGACAACAUGCCGCUGCAGAUGCUCCAGAACCGCCAGCAUAUUAACCCGCCGAUGCCCAGCCUGUCCUCGGAGCCCGGCCCCGACCCGAACAAGGUGCGCACGUGGACGGACGGCUCGGGCGCUUACACUGUGGAUGCGCAGUUUUUGGACCUGGACGCUAGCGGCAACGUGCAUCUGCACAAGACCAACGGCAAGACCAUAGUUGUGCCCAUGGCCAAGUUCUCACCGGCCGACCGCACAUAUGUAGACGAUCUCCUUGGCAAGGCUCCGCAAAUGCCGACCAAGUCGCUCACUGCGCGGCAGCGCCAACAGGAGAGUGCGCGCAAGGACCCCGCUGGAAAGCGGAUGGUUAAUUACGAUUGGGAUUGGUUUGACUUUUUCACGCUCAAGGCCGGAAUCAGCGCUGAUAACGCACUCAAGUAUGCGACGUCGUUUGUGGCUGAACGCCUGGACGACCAGUCCAUUGCAGAGAUUAAGUCGGAUACGUUGCGGUCACUAGGUGUGAAGCCCGCCGACAUUAUGCGCAUGGACCGCGCCUUCCGCAUUCAUCGGGGCCUGCCCGUCUCUGCCAUCGACCCCAUGUCCGACGAGGCCGCCCUGGCCAAUGCCGCCGCAUCUCCGGCGCCGGCUGCAUCCCUGGUGCCUGUAUUCCAGCAACAGCCGUACCGGCACCAGGUGCCGCAGAAGGAGGAGAUUGCGCGCAGCCCCGCUUCCCGCGCACUAUCGCCACCGGGGUCGCAGCAGUUGGCAUCGCGGCGUGUAACUAGCAACCCUUGGGGCAUCGACUCUGAGCUUGACCGGCGUUUUGACCGCAAGCGCCAAAUUGAGAACGACGAAGCUCUUGCGCGCAAACUCCAGGAAGAGGAGAAGCAGCGCACCAGCGCGCCUGGCGGUGGUCGUAAGCCAUCCAAUCCCCAACGGCCGCAGCAGCACGAUCCCUUUACCAACCUUAAUGCGUCUGGUCGCUCGACCGUUGAUCAGCGGAAUGCUACACCCAGGCAGGCGCUGAACCUAGGUUCUGGCACUCGCAAGCUCAACAAGAGCCAGACAUCUGUUGUAGACCCCGCUCAGCUGCGCUCCGCACAACACCGCUUGGCCAGUCCGCCCCCUGCCCUGCAGUCUGCUGCCAUUUCAAAGGCGACGACAACCACGGCUUUUGACGAGGCUUUUGGAUCCACAAUUUCUCCGCAGCCGCAGCCAGAGCAGCAUAUUCCACCAAGGGCCCGCCCCACUGCCCGCCAGCAGCAACAACAGCCUGCUACCAUAAAUAUGCCCUUACAGGCUCAGGCACCGAGCCUGGCUUCUGCACUCUCCAAUCUCGACGAAUUAACGACCAACCGGAUGGCCGCUGCCACAGCUAGCGGAAACACAGCGCAGAUCAACCGACUUGAACAAAUGGCUGCAGCCAAAGCCCAAGAACUGGCAGCUCAGGAAGCCCACAUUCGGCAACAACAGGAGGAGAUUCGCAAGCAAGCCAUGUUCCUCCAACAACAGCAACACCAGUUGCUCCAGUUGCAGCAGACACAAAAGGUCGAAUCUCAGUUGAAGCAGCUAAAAGAGGAAAAAGACAAGUUGGAGCAACAGAGAAAGGCCGAGGAGAUGAAGAUGCAGGUGGAGCAGUUGAAGUCGCAGCAGGAGCAUUUGCUGAAGAUGCAGCAGAUGGCAUCGCAAGCCAAAGAGAAUGCCCAGGUGCAGCAGCAACAACAACAGCAAUUGCAGCAGCAACAGCAACAGCAGCUUCAGUUGGCAGCGGCGGCUAGGAUGUUGACUCCUGUAAGCGCUGUGACGCCAGUUCAGCAGCAGCAAAUUCAGCAGCAGCCGUUGCAGCAGCAGACUGUGUCGUUGGCGAGUAGACUGCCACCGCCGCUGGUGCCAUCCAAGAUGAACAGGCCUAUGACCUCACCGUCCAAUCACACACUGUUCAGCAACCAGCAGCAAAUUCAGCAGCAACAACAACUGCAGCAGCAACAACUUCAACAGCAGCAGCAGGCGCUUAUGCAGCGCCAGCAGUUUGGUGGCAUAAACCCAACCUCCCCAGCCGGCAUGUUCUCAGCUUCACAGGUGAUUACCAACAUGCCUGCCGCCAGCUCCUCGACCACCGGAUUGGUUGCGCCCACGGGCCUGGGCAAUAUCUUCACCAACCAAACCGGCGCAGGCUCUACACCCAACCUCGGGACCUUUAAUAAACCACCCAUGCUGGGCGCCAACUCGCUUUCUGGAUACGCCAAUACCGCGGCCACCCACAGCGUGAGCAGCUUUGGCACCAACAUGCAAAGUGGAGGUGCUGGCAACCAGACUUCUCAUUUUUUGCAACAGCGGAUGCUUCAGGCACCUGGUGCUGGCACUGGUACAUUGACCAUGGGGACGCAGAUGAACCAGCAGCCUGGCCAGGUCGGAUCGAAAUACGAUCUUUUCAAAACCAUCAAUCCGAAUGCUCCCGGCGUAUUCAACUCCAAUACAUUGCAGCAGCCAGUUGGGCUUCAGAAUUCGCAGUUUUUGUCUUCGUCUUUGCUGACAACCACUGGUAUGGCUCCGUAUAAUCCGCAGCAGCAGCAACAGCAAGGCGGAAUUGGCGGUGGUGUCUCGCGGUCUGUUGGUCCCACUGGGAUAUUUGCCAUGGCCAACCCUACGCUUGGUCAGAAUCAGCAGCAGCAGCAGCCCCAGCAGCAGCAUAUAUUUGCAAACCAAAUGUUUAAUUCGCAAAUUCAACAGCCCCAGCAGCAACUACCUCAGCAACAGCAGCAGCAACCUCAGCAACAGCAAAAUAUGUUUAACGCAAACCAGGCUGCGGGGUUCGGCAACCAGAUGCAAUGGCAUUAG
This is a messenger RNA of Kickxella alabastrina, 4209 nucleotides long. RefSeq lists its product as uncharacterized. The record is from RefSeq and is a predicted model, not a curated record. NCBI's taxonomy places the organism in Eukaryota, Fungi, Kickxellomycota, Kickxellomycetes, Kickxellales, Kickxellaceae. The transcript is spliced from 3 exons. Gene Ontology annotation, molecular function: cytoskeletal protein binding; ubiquitin binding; identical protein binding. The coding region runs from base 1 to 4209 and encodes 1402 amino acids.